Molecule: messenger RNA, 996 nt
Organism: Cladophialophora immunda
Lineage: Eukaryota; Fungi; Ascomycota; Eurotiomycetes; Chaetothyriales; Herpotrichiellaceae
Exons: 4
Coding region: 1-996 (331 amino acids)
Source: RefSeq, a predicted model, not a curated record
AUGAACUUGGACGAGAUGGAUGGAUCCCGCGAAUAUAGAGGGGCAAAUUCCGAUGUCGAUCCGAGCGUGGUGGCCGAAUUGCGCCCAGGCUGCCGCAUCCUGUGUACCGAAGGACACGGCGUGAGCUUCUGGGCGAACACUGCGCGAAUCGACGUCGAGUUGGCGGAUGGGCUUACCGAACAGUCCUUCUUCAUCAAGGUCCUCUCCCGCGACACGGGUAGAAACGUGGUACACGGCGAAUUCGAGUCCAUGAAAGCCAUCUACAGCCUGCAGCCAGACUUUGUCCCAAAGCCGAUUGUCUGGGGCACGUAUCAGAGUGAUCCGGAGACACAUUUUUUCCUGUGCGAAUAUCGAGAGAUGACGGAUGACAUGCCUGACCCCGAGAAGUCCUCAGCACAGCUAGCCCUCCUGCACAAGCACAGCAAGUCUCCCAAUGGCAAGUUCGGCUUUCAUGUCACCACCUACAGCGGCAACCUACCCCAAUCGGUCGACUGGGAGGACAGUUGGGAGACCUUCUUUGCGAAGAGCAUGCGGUGUGCGCUCGACCUGGAACGGAAAGCCAGAGGGCCCGAUCCCGAAUUCGACACACUGAUUCCGACUCUUUUCGACAGGGUGAUUCCUCGACUGCUUCGGCCAAUGGAGAGUGAAGGCAGAUCUGUCAAGCCUUCUCUGGUGCACGGCGACCUCUGGUACGCUAAUUCGGGGAUUGAUGCCGAUACAGGUACAUCGUUGGUGUUUGAUGCUUGCUGCUUCUACGCCCAUAACGAAUAUGAAUUCGGCCAGUGGAUGCCCGCCUGCAACAAAUUCGGCGCCGCAUACUUGACCGCGUAUCGAUCCCACAUGCAAAUAUCUCCCCCGGAGGAGGACUACCAGGGGCGGCUGGACCUGUACAAGCUAAGAUUCAACACGCACGUGUCUGCCCUCUUCCCCGAGAACGAGACUUUGAGAGACCAGAUGCUCGGAGACCUGAGAGAUCUCGCUGCGCGGUACGGGUGA